This is a messenger RNA of Trichomonas vaginalis G3, 579 nucleotides long. Its product is annotated as GTPase protein. Lineage: Eukaryota; Parabasalia; Trichomonadida; Trichomonadidae. Bases 1 to 579 code for a protein of 192 amino acids. The transcript has a single exon. Gene Ontology annotation, molecular function: GTPase activity; GTP binding. The record is from RefSeq and is a predicted model, not a curated record.
AUGAGCUCAAGCCCGAACCAUUAUAAGAUCGUUAUGCUCGGAAAUUCGGGUGUUGGCAAGACUGCACUUGUCGAAAGAGUUACAAAUGAUAUAUUCGUUGACGCUCACGUUCCUACUGUUGGCGCUCAAUAUGUUUCUUUAAACUUAGAAAUUAACAACCAGCAAAUUACAUUAGAAUUCUGGGAUACAGCUGGCCAAGAAGUUUUCCGAUCACUUGUAGGCUUUUAUGCAAGAGAUGCAAAAGGUAUUUUCAUUCUCUUCGACUUAACUGAUAAUCAAUCAUUCCUCGACUUAAAGCAAUGGAUUCAAUUCGCAAACGACCAAGCCCCAGAAGCUGCUAUUAUAGUUUUUGGCAAUAAAAUCGAUUUAGAUGAUCAAAGAAAGGUUGAUUCAGAGAAAUUAGCAGAUUUUGCAGCAAAAGAAGGCAUUACAUUCUUCGAAGGCAGUGCUAAAACAGGCCAAGCUGUACAAGAUGCUGUUGAAAAAAUGGCAGAGCUUGUAAUGGCUUCAAAUAAGACAACGCAGUCCGCAAUUUCUAUUGAUAAGCCAGAUGCUAAGAAAAAAUCCAAAUGUUGCUAA